CCAACGCCUUCGCCCAAGGGUUACUUGGUUGGAGCGGUGCUGCUGCCCGGAGCCGAGCGGACCGCAGGGCUGUUGGCAGGCGGUGCCCUCUUUCCCUAGCUCAGUUCUCUGCAGCUCUUGGCCGUGACAGGUGCUUGUGUCCGCGCCUGUCGCGGACGCAUUCUGACCCCGGCCCUUCCUCUCUCUGGAGACUGCCUAUGGCUGGGGACCGAGUGAGGUCGUUGCCUUGACGACGGCAGCAUGCGGCCCGCGGUCCUCGGAAGCGUGAGCUUGCGGAGGGCAGAAGCCAAUCUGCCUCCCUACCUGCUUCACCUAGGACCAGUAACUGCGUCCGCAGAGAAAAUCCCAAUACUGGGAUUGCUAGUUUUGCUAGUCAGCAUCUUUUAGAUCUGCUAGCGAGAUGCAUAUCACCUCCAAUUUGUUUCCAAGUUGAAAACCUUUGGCUCUUUCCAUGUGAAGGGUUUGGAAGACAUACAAGAAAAAUUCCUACUGGUUUUAAAUUACAAUGGAAAAAUAUGAGAACCUAGGAUUGGUUGGAGAAGGGAGCUAUGGAAUGGUGAUGAAGUGUAGGAACAAAGACAGCGGAAGAAUUGUGGCUAUUAAGAAGUUCUUAGAAAGCGACGAUGACAAAAUGGUAAAGAAAAUCGCUAUGCGAGAAAUCAAGUUACUAAAGCAACUGAGGCAUGAAAAUUUGGUGAAUCUGUUGGAAGUAUGUAAGAAGAAAAAACGCUGGUACCUAGUCUUUGAAUUUGUUGACCACACGAUUCUUGAUGACUUGAAAGUAUUUCCAAAUGGACUAGACUAUCAAGUAGUUCAAAAGUAUUUAUUUCAGAUUAUUAAUGGAAUUGGAUUUUGCCAUAGUCACAAUAUCAUACACAGAGACAUAAAGCCCGAGAACAUACUAGUCUCUCAGUCUGGUGUUGUGAAGCUAUGUGACUUUGGAUUUGCACGGACGUUGGCUGCUCCUGGGGAGGUUUACACUGACUACGUGGCCACCCGGUGGUACCGAGCUCCAGAACUGCUGGUUGGUGAUGUCAAGUAUGGCAAGGCUGUUGAUGUCUGGGCCAUUGGUUGUCUGGUCAUUGAAAUGCUCAUGGGGCAGCCCCUAUUUCCGGGAGAAUCUGAUAUUGAUCAGCUUCACCAUAUCAUGACAUGUUUAGGUAAUUUAAUUCCAAGACACCAGGAGCUGUUUUAUAAAAACCCCGUGUUUGCUGGAGUAAGAUUGCCUGAGAUCAAAGACAUAGAAACAGAACCCUUGGAGUGCCGCUAUCCCAAGCUCCCUGAAGUUGUAAUAAAUCUAGCAAAGAAAUGCUUGCAUAUUGACCCGGACAAAAGGCCCUUCUGUGCUGACCUUCUACAACAUGAUUUCUUUCAGAUGGAUGGAUUUGCUGAGAGGUUUUCUCAAGAAUUGCAGUUAAAAAUAGAGAAAGAUGCCAGAAAUAAUUCUUUACCCAAAAAAUCUCAAAACAGAAAGAAAGAAAAAGAUGAUACCUUAGGUGAAGAAAGAAAGACGCUUGUGGUCCAGGAUACUAAUGCUGAUCCCAAAAUGAAGGAUUCUAAAGUGCUUAAAAUAAAAGGGUCAAAAAUUGAUGGUGAGAAAACUGAAAAAGGAGGUAGAACUUCAAAUGCAGGCUGUAUCCAUGACAACGGGACAAGCCACAUCAAAGGCUUGCCUUCCACAAGCCUCAGAGACUGCAGUAAUGUCAGCAUUGACCACCCGAGAAACCCAGGCAUGGCGAUUCCUCCACUCACACACAAUCUUUCUGCGGUUGCUCCUGGCAUCAAUGCUGGGAUGGGGACUAUUCCUGGAGUUCAGAGUUACAGAGUGGAUGAGAAAACUAAGAAAUACUGUAAUCCAUUUGUUAAAGCCAGCCAGCCUUCCCCAUCAGGGAUCUAUAACAUGAAUGUGACCACAUCCGUCUCUAGUGAAAAGUACCUCCUUCAGGCAAGUAAGAAAAGGAAGGAGUAUUCCAAAGCAGAUGUGCGGCUGCCUGAACUAAACUAUAAUCAUCUCCCGGAACUGAGAGCUUUAGAAGGCUUAGCUCGAAAUUCUAGGCUAAUAAAGAAGGAGAACAAAUCUCUUUCAGAAUCUCGAAUUCCCUCCCUGGCUGCUAUUGACCUGCAUGCUUCCAGUAUUGCCUUACACCAGGGAUCAGGAUCGCCCCUGUCCGAGGAUUCUGAGGGUGAUCUGCCUCGAAUGGAACACCAGCACUGAGACUCACUAACCUGACAGGUUUCUAGGAAGAUUCUGUGUAAAGUGUUUGGUGCGCACCCUGCUUCUAGAUGCUGCCAGCCCUGAGAUGACGUCCUCUUGCAACCAGAGCACCCGUGAAAUCUGCAGGCCGACUCUUGCCUUUUCAACUACCUACGUUUUCUAAGAAAGGCUUUCUAGAAGAAGGCAAGACAGACUUCCACAUACUUCAAAGGAAGAUUGAACAAGUGCCCCCUGCUGUUAUCCCUUUCCCCUUUUCAACCUAUUGAUGCUAUUUCAAGAUAUAUCCAUGAAAGACUAGUGAUGCAGUUCUGUUACAUGAAUGUGUAUUUGAUAUUAGUUAGAUUGUGUAUUUAAAGUUCUCUGAGAUUAAAAGUGAGUAAAAAGGAAAGAAUCACUAUAAAAGGUCAUGUUCUUGUGCAUUGAACUUUGCAUAUUAUCUAUAUAAAUGUUUACAGUUGGAGGAAAUGAAAAAAGAAGCUAGGAUCUGUAAGAGAAGUUUCCUUUACCUUUCCUGUAAGAACACAUUUAAAAAGCUUGCUUCUAGGCAUUAAGGUGGUGUGAGCCUGCUGUCUGUUGGUAGAUGUGUGUCUUUGUUUUCUGUCCUUGUGAAGGGACUCUGCUCUCUGCUGGUCUAAGACCUGUGCUGGUACUAAUCAGCGGAGUCCUGUUGUUUCUAAUGCCUUGGCUUGGCUAGUCCUGUGCGGUGAGAGUUUCUGUUGCUCAUGUUGUAUGUGGAAUGCUGCACCCUGGAGUUAAGAACAGAGCCUCUCCCCCUUAAAAGUAAAAAGGUAUACAAAAUAAGAGAUGGUGCACAGCUGCCUAGUCACCUAGGCAGUUCUGUCGGGCAGUCACUAUCAGUCAAGUGAAGAGGCUUGGUGGAAGCUUUUGUGGACUCCAGUCUUGUCUGUGAUAGUGGUUGUGACAGAGGCUGAUAGUGUAUUGGACCCACAGAAAUUCCUGUUGCCUUGUUACUGCAAAUACUUAGGUUUACCCAAAAGCCUUUUUACCAAGGUGCAAAGUUAUUUCCCUGCAUUCCACAGAUGCUUUCUGCUGUAUAGGUUUACAACCUUUUAGGUGGGAGGAGAAGACCAGUUUGACUCCAGGGUUUUGAUUACUGGGUUUCCAGCCAUGCUCCAUGUUUAUCGUUUGAGAACAUAGCUCUUCAGGGGGCCAGAAUUUGUGUAGGGUUUUUGUAUCAACUAUCUAAUAGUGUGCUUUUCUCAAAAGUCAUUGACUAGAAUUUAGCCUAAGAGUUGAAUGAGAAUUCUCCAUUACUUUGGGGAUUUAAAAAUGAAACUCUAAACCUGGACAUGUGGGACCUCAAAGGAGUAGACAUUCCAGAGGAGGCAAGAAUAAAAGGUUCCCACGUAAAAGUCUGUUGGUACUAGUUAAACUGCAGUCUUAUUUAUAUUUAAAAGCUGUGUUUUAAACCUCUGAUCAUGGGUUUGCCUAGGCUAGUUAGACUAACACGCUGGUAAAGUCACUCUAUCAGCAGAAGGGGGCUUUCUGCUAACAUCCAUGACUUACUGUUGUGUUGAAAAGCAUCGCCCACAGACAGCAGCGUGGAAGACAGACAGCUGAGGUCACCCAGCGCAUGGCAGUGUCAUCUUCAUGUAAAGGCCAACGCGGAAUUUUAGCUUGACGACUGAGCGAGGGUCUAUCAGCCACUUAUAAUCUGUGUACUUGGGUUUGGUAUCUUUGGCCUAGUAAGACACUUUAUGAACUUUAGAAUUAAGGAAUUAAAAAUAAUUUUCUAAGUCCUUAUUGUUAUUUGAAGAUCAUUUUUGGUUAGAACUUUGGUGUGGCGCUAAAGAACUAAAGAUUGUUCAGAUCAAGUCUGUAGGUACUGACCAAAACAAUAUCUGUUUUCAGUUUGUGGGGUUUAGUCCCUUCUUGCAAUAAUGGACUUAUAUGGACAUGCUAAUGUGAAGUGAUUUUAAGUACUUUUGAGAGACAAUGGGCUUGCUGUGCCUACCUAUGUUUUAAAAUUAAUAAAUAUUGUCUAACUAA
This is a messenger RNA of Alexandromys fortis (reed vole), 4225 nucleotides long. RefSeq names its product cyclin dependent kinase like 2 (gene Cdkl2). The record is from RefSeq and is a predicted model, not a curated record. The transcript has 14 exons. Gene Ontology annotation, molecular function: ATP binding; protein serine/threonine kinase activity. The coding region runs from base 506 to 2215 and encodes 569 amino acids. Gene Ontology annotation, cellular component: nucleus. Gene Ontology annotation, biological process: protein phosphorylation. Lineage: Eukaryota; Metazoa; Chordata; Mammalia; Rodentia; Cricetidae.